Molecule: messenger RNA, 504 nt
Organism: Sinocyclocheilus grahami
Lineage: Eukaryota; Metazoa; Chordata; Actinopteri; Cypriniformes; Cyprinidae
Product: succinyl-CoA ligase subunit alpha, mitochondrial-like
Exons: 5
Biological process (GO): tricarboxylic acid cycle
Cellular component (GO): succinate-CoA ligase complex (ADP-forming); mitochondrion
Molecular function (GO): succinate-CoA ligase (ADP-forming) activity; succinate-CoA ligase (GDP-forming) activity
Source: RefSeq, a predicted model, not a curated record
UUAGAAGGAACAGUGUGGACUGUGGAUCACCAUCAACAAAUUAUCUUUUUAGACUGGCGAGGAAGUUUUGUGUUUCAGAUACAGUAUGUUUUCAUAGGCACCUUUCACAGUCAGCAGUCUCUGGACUAUGGCUCGCAGUUAGUAGGAGGAGUGUCUCCAGGCAAGGGGGGCAAAACACACCUGGGUCUGCCAGUCUUCAACUCUGUGAAAGAGGCUAAGGAUGGCACAGGGGCCAAUGCCACAGUGAUCUAUGUGCCGCCUCCUUUCGCGGCAGCCGCCAUCAUCGAAGCAAUUGAUGCAGAGAUACCACUGGCCGUCUGCAUCACAGAGGGAAUCCCUCAGCAGGACAUGGUGCAGGUCAAACACAAGCUGCUCCGCCAGAGCAAGACCCGCCUCGUCGGCCCCAACUGUCCCGGUGUCAUCAAUCCUGGCGAGUGCAAAAUUGGGAUCAUGCCUGGACACAUCCACAAGAAAGGAAGAAUUGGUAAGAGCUCCACUGGAUGA